Seriola aureovittata is the source of this 2531-nucleotide messenger RNA. It is a transcript of the gene her5, whose product is annotated as hairy-related 5. Gene Ontology annotation, molecular function: RNA polymerase II cis-regulatory region sequence-specific DNA binding; protein dimerization activity; DNA-binding transcription factor activity, RNA polymerase II-specific. The transcript has 3 exons. Lineage: Eukaryota; Metazoa; Chordata; Actinopteri; Carangiformes; Carangidae. The record is from RefSeq and is a predicted model, not a curated record. The coding region runs from base 360 to 983 and encodes 207 amino acids. Gene Ontology annotation, cellular component: nucleus. Gene Ontology annotation, biological process: anterior/posterior pattern specification; regulation of neurogenesis; regulation of transcription by RNA polymerase II.
UCUGUAACUAAGGAAAAUAGAAAAACAAUAAGAGUCACAUUCAGCAGUUUCACUCUUAUUCAGUAUGAAGUAGUUUCAGUUGCAUCAGACUAAUAUUUUAGGUUACACUUUCACUUUUUUAUUCACUUCUGAUCUAUAAAUUGUAAUGAUCAAAAAUAGACAGAUUUAUUGGGUGUUACUUAUAAAUUUCAAUAAAUUCAGUUCAUUGAAUGAAUGGCCGCUGAAUGAAUGAGAGGCGUGUCCAGUAGGGGGCGUGGCUCUGUGCAGGGACAUCAACAAAUUUCAGUGAGGACACAAACAGUAACCUUUUUCACUUUGGAUUCACAGUCAGGACAAACAGACACCACGCAGCUUCUAUCAUGAAGGUUUUAUCUUCACCAGAGUCUCCCGGACAGAGGAGUGUGAGAAGGGUGUCGAAACCUCUGAUGGAAAAACGCAGACGGGAGCGAAUCAACCACAGUCUGGAGACAUUACGACUUCUGAUGCUGGAGAACACCCACAAUGAUAAACUGAAGAAUCCAAAGGUGGAGAAGGCAGAGAUUCUGGAGAGUGUGGUCCAGUUCCUGAAGUCAGAGAAGGAGGUGGACAGAGUCCUGUCCAGCGAGCAGACCUGUGCCCGCCAGUACAACUACCAUGACGGCAUGAGGACCUGCCUGCUGAGGGUCAGCCGCUUCAUCGCCACCAAAGGCCAGGAGUCAGAGGAAACCGGCGAGGAUACAGUUCAGGCUUCUUUUGCGCUCCCUGAGCCCCACACGCACCCUUCCUCACCCGGGCACAUCCACAAAGCACUGAUACCCGCUCCUGCUGGUGACCCGACUACUCUGGCUCCUCAGCAUCUGCCCCACCAUCACCUCCAGCACGGGAUCUCUCAUCCGUACCUGACCCAAAGGACUGGGCUCCACUGUGAGACCCGGAAGCUGCUUUCCUCCACGGCAGCGUGCACGAACAUCAUUGAUCCUGUGUGGAGGCCCUGGCCUCAGUGACAGACACUUUGACACAUAUUUUAUUUUAGAUACGUAGCUCACUAGAUGCCAGCAGACUGUGUAAAUAUGUAUUUGAUUGUACAGCCUGAAUUAUCUUGUACAGUGAAGACAUUUUCUAUGAGAACUCUCACGUGUAAGAUGAUAUUCUCCACUUUGAUGUGGUGUUUUUGCCUUUCACCUGUUUUGCACAUGCAUUAUAUGCUAUAUUUUUCUUCUUUUUUUUUUUUUUGAUUUUGGGUGUAAAUAUGAGAAGUUUCUAGGCGGGACUGUCCGCACAUUGCUGUCAUUUUUACACCAAUACCCUAUUCUAUCUAUUUGGUGAUGCUGAAACGCGUGCGUAAAACUGUUGAGACGCGUGCGUAAAAUAGCUUUUCGGCUUUGACAUCAGGGAUGCUAUUCUAUUUUUGCUUUGUUCUAGGAUGUAAAUAUUCUUGUUGAAUUCUAUGUUCCGUUUUGCAAUAAAAGUACAAUUUCCUGAUCAUUCCAGAUCCUUGGAGUGGCCUAUUUGCUGUGUGAAUAGCUUGCACUUGAGUGGACUAUACCGCUGCCCUUGUAGAGAAAGGGGGGAUAUCUGCACGACCGUUAACACAUACUUUAUCCAGGCUGGACAGCAGUUUUGGCACAUUUUGUCUUUUGAAAUGUUGAUGGUAGAGAGCCUGUUGCUCCUAUGAUCUAAAGAACAGUUUUUCAAAUGUAGAAAAGCAAACCGGAGUGCUCAUUCACACACUGUCCAGCAUCCAGACUGCUUCGAGUGAAGUGGCAUCCAAUCUACAAAAAACACAGACUUCUGAUCACUGCAUGAAAUUCUUUCAGCGCAGACCUCUUUCACUUUACUAUGUGUGGUUUAUUUAAUAUCAAGUGAAUCAAUGAACUAUACAAACGAAAAUAUUCCGUUUUAACUAUUUGACAUGCGCAGUAUAAUGGGCAUUUGUAAAGAAUUCCCAUUGUGUUACAUAAAGUAGGAAAAUACAAUUAAAAAAUCAGUUAUAACAGACCUGCAGUAUGUGUCAGUCUUUUCCCGCCUUCUCAAACCCUCCAGGUGCAGAAUGACGCCAGUUGGUGUUGAUCAGUCCACAUCGGCCCUCUCUGAUGAUGAGGGAGGCUGCAGCAAUCCCUGUUCAUUCAAUGUCUAUUUUGAUGUCACUGAGUCUUUAAAAAUAACAGAGGCAGCAUUAGUGACAGUGAAUAUGUCGCGAUAAAGUUUGAUUAAUCAAACACAAUGUGGCGUGAAAAUAUGGAAGAUAGAUUCAAUUUUUACAAAAUGCUCAGUGGGAAGUUUUUAGAGCCUAUUACUCUGAGUUGGUUCAGGGUUGCUAAAGUUUCAGAGUUUGAGGUUUUGUUUAUUGGAGCAAAGAGUCUGGAUGCUGUGAGUGUGAACAGUGUGUUAAUGGCCACUGUCGUGUGCUUUUCUACAUCUGAAAGACGGCACUUAUAGCGCAUGCUCCCACGUAUCAACAUAUCAAUGCACGCUAGAUUACCUCAUAACUGCUCUCCAUCCUGGGUACAGUAUGUGCUAACUGCCCUGCAGAUCCUCCCUACUACUGGAAA